Molecule: messenger RNA, 386 nt
Organism: Striga hermonthica
Lineage: Eukaryota; Viridiplantae; Streptophyta; Magnoliopsida; Lamiales; Orobanchaceae
Source: the annotation of a GenBank genome assembly
AGUGCGUCGAAAGUAUAAGGACUCGUGACCCGAAACCCCAUUCGCGGGCGCGCGAGUUCUCUCUCAGUCUGCUACCGCACUCGCCACGUGACUCUUUUCUGCGAGGUCAUGAGUCUACACCCGUCCAUCUCUCUCUGCAAUUUUCACAAGCUAACCGUAAAUCCAAGCCAGAGCUUCUUAAAUGGUUGAUCUACUUGCGUGGGAGGCAGACGUCGUCUGAGGCGGCGGCGGCGGGUGGAGCGAUGAUGACAACGAUGCAAAUGCAAACCCUCUUAUCUUCACUCCAGAGCAACUCGUCUACGCCCAAGAGCUCGAUCCAAAUCGGCUUCUCUUUACCGUUCGAUCCAAGAUCUGCGGCUGAGAUUACCCCCACCCGACAUCCCCCA